Acanthosepion pharaonis is the source of this 543-nucleotide messenger RNA. Lineage: Eukaryota; Metazoa; Mollusca; Cephalopoda; Sepiida; Sepiidae. The record is from the annotation of a GenBank genome assembly.
AUGUCGAAUACUUUCUUUCUCUCUUUCUUUCUUUCUUUCUUUCUUUCUACGUAUGUAUGCAUGUAUUUAUCUAUCUAUCUAUCCGCUGAUUUAAGUCUAACACUUUCUUUUCCCCCUUCCUUCAUUCAUUCAUUUUCUUUCUUUCUUUCUUUCUUUCUUUCUUUCUUUCUUUCUUUCUUUCUUUCUUUCUUUCUUUCUUUCGAACACUCCCAUCUAUCUAUCUAUCUAUCUAUCUAUCUAUCUAUCUAUCUAUCUAUCUAUCUAUCUGCUGAUUUAAGUCUAACACUUUCUUUCCCUCUUUCCUUCCUUCCUUCCUUCCUUCCUUCCUUCCUUCCUUCCUUCCUUCCUUCCUUCAUUCAUUCAUUCAUUCAUUCUUUCUUUCUUUCUUUUGACCACAUCUAUCUAUCUAUCUAUCUAUCUAUCUAUCUAUCUAUCUAUCUAUCUAUCUAUCUAUCUAUCUUUAUAGACUUAUAUAUUACACUCGUUCCCACUUCCAGUUCGUACGCCAGAACAUGUAUUUGUCAGUUAUUGAUUAAUUUAUGA